Sorghum bicolor (sorghum) is the source of this 1283-nucleotide messenger RNA. RefSeq lists its product as uncharacterized. Bases 20 to 721 code for a protein of 233 amino acids. The record is from RefSeq and is a predicted model, not a curated record. The transcript is spliced from 8 exons. NCBI's taxonomy places the organism in Eukaryota, Viridiplantae, Streptophyta, Magnoliopsida, Poales, Poaceae.
GCCUUUGGGUUCUUCGCAUAUGAAAGAAAGCAAGUCUAAAAUGAAAAAAAUAACCACAAACGUUUCAACUCCAAAGGAAAAUAAGCAUGUAGUAAAAGCAGUUCAUGAUAGUGGCACAAAGAACUGUAGCAGCAGCAAAAACAGUAAGGACAGCAACAUGAACUGCAAAAGAAAAACUGAAGCCUUCAUGACUGAAGUUGCUAACUAUGCAGAGCACGGAGAUGGUCAGAGCCCCACAAAAGACUUACAAGGCAGUGUUCAAAUGGACAAGAACAUAACAGAGAACAACUCUAGAAAUGUGCCCCAAGACAUCAUUCUGGGACCAGAUAUUGAUCUUGUAACUAACAACCAUGCCUUGAAAAUCCAAAAGGAGAAAGUCAUUGAAAAGUCUGGUGGCAUCACAAGUAACAUGAAUUUACAGAUAUAUGUGACACUGCAAUUACUUCAGAAGAUGCGAGAUGAUACACUCCAUGAGCAUCUUGAACUUGGAGAUCGAAGUGCUGAGUAUGAAAUGGACAUUCAAACAAUCUUGACAGAAACGGAGAUGACGUCUAAAGUAACGUCAAUCCUAAAGAAAUAUGAGAAUAGUUGGAAGAUGAUGGAAGUUGACAAUCCAAUUAGCUCUGAAGAAGGAUGUCAAACCAUGAACAUAAAGAGGAAGAAACUCAAAGAAGCCAUACUUCUACGCAGCAAAUGCCAGCAACUGGGUGACAUGCCGUGAGAGCAACUGGAUUCUUCCAAGAUACAAAGUACUUCCUUCAGUUACCGGUGUUUGUACUCCUAUAUUGGUAGAUAUGUACCAGGCCAGUGUUCACCUUAUGGGCCCAGAUUUCAACAUGAGUGUAGAUGGUGAUAUGAGGGUCACCCCUCAUGAGGCACGGGACUCAGCGGCAUCCAACAUGCUCUCUCGGCUUCAACAGAAGGCAAUGGAAGACUAGGAGAGCAGCAUGUCUCCACACGACCCCUGCUUUGCUGAUACAAAUCACCCUGAUAAUUUGACCAGAACAAUUUCAUUCAGAUUGUUUAGUCGAGCGUUACUACAAACAGAGGCAUUCAGCACACUUGUGGUGUCCAUAUAUGGGCAUGUCCAUGUGUGGAUUUCAUAUGGUUGUAUAUGGAGGAGCAGAUGUAAUUUGAUCUGGACAGCUACAAUGUGGUGGGUUCUGACUCGCUACAUGCUGUUGUUGUCUCUAGUGCCAUUGUAUGGCAUGCUGACAGGCUUCUAGUUGUGGUCGCAAGUCUUGUUCAUAAUGUAGCCUUAAUGAUGCUCUUGUUCCAGUUUA